This is a messenger RNA of Dendrobium catenatum, 1952 nucleotides long. RefSeq names its product UPF0481 protein At3g47200-like. Lineage: Eukaryota; Viridiplantae; Streptophyta; Magnoliopsida; Asparagales; Orchidaceae. The coding region runs from base 47 to 1378 and encodes 443 amino acids. The transcript has a single exon. The record is from RefSeq and is a predicted model, not a curated record.
GCCGCCGCCGCCUCCCCCGGCCCCGUCGCUUGACUCCCCAUGGAUCAUGUCCAUCCGCGAAAAGCUCGACCAAGCCCGGCAAUACGAGGCCUCCUCCCCCUGGGCGACUCUAUCCAUCUACCGCGUCCCCAAAUCCCUCCGUGACGUUGACGAGACCGCCUACGCCCCUCAGAUCGUCUCCAUCGGCCCCUACCACCGCGGCCGCCGCCGACUCCGCGACAUGGAUCGCCACAAAUGGCGCGCCCUCCACCACGCGCUCACCCGCGCUGGCCACGACGUCCGCCUCUACCUCGCCGCUGCCCGCUCCCUCGAAGACCGUGCCCGCGCCUGCUACGAAUCUCCCCUUUCCAUCUCCGGCGAGGCCUUCGUCGAAUCCCUCGUCCUCGACGCCAUAUUCGCCCUCGAACUCUUCCGCGGCGUUGCCGGCGAGGGCUUCCCACGUCUCGGCUACGCCCCCAACGAUCCCGUCUUCGCCGUCCGCGGCAUCAUGCACUCGCUCCAGCGCGACAUGAUCAUGCUCGAGAACCAGCUCCCUCUCUUCGUCCUCGACAUAAUCCUCGCCCUUCAGCUUGGCCACGAACCGUCUCGCUCAGGCCUCGUCGCUCCCCUUGCCCUCCGUUUCUUCGACCCCCUUAGACCCACUGACGAGCCCCUCUCUUCCUCUGCAUCCUUCGAUCCUCUCUCCGACGCUGGCAGCAGCGGGGCCCUCCAUUGUGUCGAUGUCUUCCGCCGCAGUCUCCUCCUCGCGUGCCCAAAACCAGCUUCACGGCCAUGGAUCCGCCGUCGUUGGUCCCACGCGCGGCCUGUCGCCGAUAAACGACGUCUGCAGCUCAUCCACUGCGUCACCGAGCUCCGCGACGUCGGCAUCAAAUUCCGGCGCCGAAAAAGCGACCGGUUUUGGGACAUUAAGUUUAAGGACGGUAUCCUGCACAUUCCCCGCCUUCUUAUCCACGACGGGACCAAAUCUCUCUUCCUUAACCUCAUAGCAUUCGAGCAGUGUCAUUUGGAGUGCAGCAACCACAUAACUUCCUACGUUAUAUUUAUGGAUAAUCUUAUAAACUCAGAGGUGGAUGUCGGGUACUUGCAUCACAGGGGAAUCAUCGAGCAUUGGCUCGGGAACGACGGGGAGGUGGCCGAUUUGUUCAACCGGCUUUGCCAGGAGGUAGUGUUCGACAUUAAUAAUUGCUACUUGUCGGGGCUAUCGGAGCAGAUGAAUUGUUACUAUAACCAUAGGUGGAAUGCUUGGAGAGCCAGCCUGAGUCAUAAGUAUUUUAACAAUCCCUGGGCUAUCAUCUCCUUAGUCGCUGCUGUUGUUCUGCUUCUGCUCACUUCUGCACAGACAUUUUAUGGUAUUUAUGCCUACUACAAGCCAAAUUAGCUACAUUUGCGCUCCGAUGAUUCAUCCAUUCUUGGAUUCUUUUAUAUUCUUUUUCUGUUGCUUCUUCAACCAUGAAUGUGUUGUCUGAUUGUUUUCAUGGAUUUAUCUGGUUCAUUGAGCUGCUGGUAAGGGUCUCCAGCCGAACUCCAAAAGACUUUAAAGCAUAGUAUUAAUCAGCAAAAAAGUCAUCAAUAUUGGCGUUGCUAUGUUCAACCACACGAUUUUUAUGUCUCAACCGGAUUUGCCGAAGAAACGUCCGAAAGAAGAGAAGACGGUUAUCUUUGCAGAAGCGCAAAAAAAUGAAAUUCGAUUAGAGAUUAAAUUCAACAUUUGUUUAGUUUCUCAGCAUUUUGGAGUGAAAAAAGGAAUUUUUCGGUUGGAGAAGCCCUUAACUAGCUAUAAUGACCCUGCUCUGUUUUGUUUGCAGAGGAGGUGACAAUUGUCGAUUCUGUGAUAAGUUUAUAUAUGAUGAAUAAAUGCAAGUCAGCAUAUUAGAUUACAAUUGUUUUUUUCUUGGAAAGCCUGUAAUUUUAGUGAAUUGUAUUCGCUAUAAAUUUGAAUGUAUUCAUUAAAA